Molecule: messenger RNA, 1242 nt
Organism: Henningerozyma blattae CBS 6284
Lineage: Eukaryota; Fungi; Ascomycota; Saccharomycetes; Saccharomycetales; Saccharomycetaceae
Exons: 1
Coding region: 1-1242 (413 amino acids)
Biological process (GO): protein N-linked glycosylation
Cellular component (GO): mannan polymerase complex; Golgi membrane
Molecular function (GO): alpha-1,6-mannosyltransferase activity
Source: RefSeq, a predicted model, not a curated record
AUGGUAUCUAAAUCCAAACUGAAACCUGCACAUAAGAAGUCUCAACGUUGGACACAUAGCCUUAAACAUAGACUGAGGCCGUUUAUCAAAGGUUCUGGUAAAGUCAAAUUACAAUUGGCAAUCAUCUUCUCCUCUUUCGUCUUCAUUGUAUAUCUAUUAAAUCUUUUCUUUGGGUAUUCAUCUUCCACAAACUAUGCAAAUUACCCAAAAUCACAUGGCAUAUACUUGAAUGAGAUUGCAUCCUCAACACCCUUGAUUUACCCUUACAUAGAACACACAGCAGUCCUGAAGGAAUUGGGUCUUAAUGGUCUUUUCAUCUUCAGGCAGUAUUCAGAUGAUAAACAAGGAUUUGCCAUUAAGGCAGAUGAUAAACCGCUUACAUCAGAUGAAAUAAAAAAGACCACUGACCAAGUCCUCUUGGUGAAAAGAUCAUUCUUAGAUCAUGGUAAGCUUGUUUACCAUAGAGAUGGGCCCAGGUUUGUAAUUUUAACCAUCAUUGAUUUUGAGAAAUAUAACGCCGAAACGCUUGUGAAAAUAGUUCAAAAUAGAGUUGAUUAUGCUCAAAGACAUGGUUAUGGGGUACAUAUCCGUUGGCUACAAGAAUUUAUUCCUCUUAUGGAAUUCCAAAAUCCAGAAUCUGAUCGUGAAUAUAUUAAACCAAUGGCUAUCAGAGCAACAAUGCAUGCUUUCCCUAACGCAGAUUAUAUCUUCUUCAUGGAACAAGAAUCUUUGAUCAUGGAAAUGGGGUUUUCUUUAGAGAAACAUAUCUUUGAUGAAAAACUAUUGGACGUAGCAAUUCAAAAAAGAUUGCCAAUCACACCAGGUUCACAUAUUCUGACCCAUUCAAACACAGCACCACAAGCUAUAAGUUUAAUGUUCCCUAGAAGUCAAGAGAGUGGUGUCAUGACAAAUUGUAUGUUAAUAAGAAACGAUGAUUUUUCCAAAUCCUUUAUUGAAUAUUUAGAUGAUCCUUUAAUUAGAGAUUAUAAUUGGGAUAAAUUUAGUUCAUCUAUAUCACAUGCAUUCCAAUGGCACCCUAUUUUCUUGAGCAAAUCUGCUAUCGUAAUGCCUAAAUUGUUCGCAAGUGUCUAUAACCCUUCCAAGGAUGUUAAUAAGCCAUUAGAUGGUGACAUUUAUUCCUACUCUGCAGGAGAUUUCGUAGUCUCUUUUACAGGCUGUCAACAGAGAUCAUCUUGUGUCGAAGACAUCAAUACUUUCUAUUCCAUGGUUCAGCGGGCUUGA